AUGGAUACGCUUGAAGAGAAGCGCAGAAAGCUACGAGAGCUUAGAGAGCGGCGAAAAUUGAACCAUGUACCCUUUUCAGCAGGCCCAAAUGAUGAUUUGGCGUCCCAUCUGUUAAACACAGAGCAUUUGCAUUUGACGAAGCAGAUUGAAAUGGUGAAUAUCAGCACACAAACGGAAGAGCCUGUUGAGUUGGAGGUAGAAUCCAGGAGUAUAGAAUGUUUUCCAGCUAUUUUAACCUAUGAACAGGCUGUACAGACCGAUCCAGUCCAUUUUCCACAGGAAACAGAUGUCCAUGUGCUUGAAGUUUCGAGCGGUAGUGAUGAAGAAGACGGUAACUCAGAGAUUGAACUCGAAUCACCGCAAUUGGACUCUGCUGACACUUUGGUCAGAUCUGUGGAGUCCCACGUCAUCGAAAACCAAGCUUUGACCGUAGGUGUCAAGUCGUUUUCUUUGCUAGAGGCUCUAGACAAAACAAAAGCAGCACUCACUCAAAAACAGUUACAGAAUACAGAGCAUUACCGCAUUUCGCAUCGUUUGGGCCCCGAAAAUGAUGAUCUCGGCGAGGAUAUCGAAACGAAGUGCGUGUGGGUCGAUUACUACUCGGAGUUGGUGCUCGUUGUGUGCCAAGACAGCUACAAAUCUUCGCAGGAACCCUCCAUUUGUUCCAGCAGGGUUUCUAUUUACAAGUUCAGUACUGGAGAACUGGUCGAUACGGUAGUGUUCAGAGGCCAGGCCAUCUUGCGCGGUAAAUUUGUGCGUCGGAAAAGAUCUACCGUGACAUCUGCAAUUUUGACCUCCUACAAUGGCAAGACGAUUCUGUAUGAGACACGAGGAACAACCGAUUCGAAUGGCUCUUUGUUAAUCGACAGGAACCUCAUAGUUCGGAACUUCCAUCACUAUCCGGCUUUUGCGCUGUGGCAACACCACAUUGACCCUCCGAGAGCGCUUGUAGGUAGUACAGACGGCACUAUCAGCGAUUUGGAUGUCUUGAAAAUGGAAGUGUACCAAAAUGCUGAUGUAGGUACCCAAUUCAAAAUUUUGCCUGUCUCAUCUUCAUCACUACUUUUAUCUGAUGACGACGCUCCACAUCAGCUUUCCGGUUUUCGAUUACAGCUCGACAAGCAAUCUCGUUACGAUGAGACUGCUGUAAAAUCUCUGGUCACAAUGCCACAGGAUCCCACUAUCAUUUACGCUGGCUGUGAAGACGGUGGGAUAUACAAGAUCAACACCAAUUCUGUGAGUUCUGGAGUCCUUAGGAUUGACACGAAUAAUAAUGGGUUCACCCCCAAAACCGCUGGCGAUACAGAGGAUAUUUUUCAUUCUCUCCCGAUCACGGGCCUUUGUCGAUGCGCAGGCGCACCAAACCUUCUACUGUCAUAUGGUAUGGAUUGGGAAUGUAAACUCUGGGAUGUUUUGAACAACGAGUUACUUGCAACUAUCGAGGUGGACUAUCCGGUGAUCAAUAGUGAGUGGUUAAGUGAGGAAGAUAACUACUUUGUUUUUAUUUUAACUCCUGUGGCGCUUACUGUCUACAAUCCCAUGGUUACACUCGAGCCUUCGGAAUCUGGGGUGCUUUACUGGCGGACAAAUGAGAGACCUAAGGAGAUUUUCAGCGUCGAGGUGUCGCAUUUCGAGGAAUUCACAUACUUCACUAGCGUCACGGUGCUCAAAGAAAAUGAGAGAUGCUAUGCCCUACUUGGUGGGGAUAACAUUCGUCAAGCGUGUGUUCUGAUGAACACACAGAUAUGA
Lachancea lanzarotensis is the source of this 1749-nucleotide messenger RNA. RefSeq names its product LALA0S08e02586g1_1 (gene PAC11). Bases 1 to 1749 code for a protein of 582 amino acids. Gene Ontology annotation, molecular function: dynein heavy chain binding; dynein light chain binding. Gene Ontology annotation, cellular component: cytoplasmic dynein complex. Gene Ontology annotation, biological process: transport along microtubule. NCBI's taxonomy places the organism in Eukaryota, Fungi, Ascomycota, Saccharomycetes, Saccharomycetales, Saccharomycetaceae. The record is from RefSeq and is a predicted model, not a curated record. The transcript has a single exon.